This is a messenger RNA of Seminavis robusta, 1926 nucleotides long. NCBI's taxonomy places the organism in Eukaryota, Bacillariophyta, Bacillariophyceae, Naviculales, Naviculaceae. The record is from the annotation of a GenBank genome assembly.
AUGAAUAACUAUCACAGGCCAGUCUACGUCCAUGAAUAUGACGGUGGCGAAUAUGAUGUUGUCAUGUUCACAGGGGCGCGGUGGGCCUUGACCUCUUCUGAGUUCCUCUUACAUGGUGGAAGAAUACCGGACAGGAAGGUUUCCAAUGGUCAAGAAGGCGUUGGUUCGGACAUUGGAAACUUCUUCAAGUAUUUCUUCCAUGCGUACAAUGGCUACUACGGCAACUACACGGUGUCAGAAGAAACCGGCAAAUUGGUUGAUUCAGAGUUUCUCUGCCAUGUUUGUCAUGAUGAUUCAAACCCAUGCCUGUAUGAUGGAAAGUGCAAGAACGGGACAUGUGAAUGCUCUCAAGACUCUUUCGGGGGCGGUGUGAAGUCCCUCCAGGUAUGCAUGUGCACAUGGACCAUACAAGUGAGUGUUGCUCAGUUCAUCCUCAUUCAAGCUUUUGCUUUCUUUCUUGUAGUGAAAAAUGGUCACUGUGACCCCUUUUUUAACGCACCUGAGUUCAAAAUGGACAGCGGCGACUGCUGUGAAUCCACCUGUCAGAGCACACCUCAAUACACUUGUGGUGCCGCAGAAGAUGGUUAUGUCAGCACGGGAUACUACUACUAUAAGUCCCUAUGGAUAUCAUUUGAGGAGGCUCCCAACGUGAUUCAAGUCUAUGAGGCCCAAGAGGGAUUAUUUGAGUUCCGCACAAAUGUAACCAUCACAAGAAAUGGUACCCUGGCUGGUUUCUAUUCCUUGUCGUUGAGCGAAGAUGGCAGCAAACUGGCCGUGCAGUCAUUAUUUUACUCUGAGUUUUUCUCUGGGUCCAUUGUUGUCCUGGCCUGGGAUGAGUUGAGUGGUGACUAUGCUACCGAGACCGAGUUGCGCUUUGAGACUGAUUUGUACACGUUGUUCCCCUUGUCAUUGGCAUUGAACCAAGAUGGCACUGUUCUUGCAUAUGGCUUCCCCGAGUGUCAAGGCGCUCAGCUUCACAUUUUUACUUGCAAUGAUGCUGGCGUUUGGGUACCACGGAGGGCUCCACAGAUGAACACCACUGGCUGCAUUGAAAGUACCUUUCCAACAAGCAACAAUGCAUUGGCAGUAUCUGGUGAUGGAUCUGUGAUUGCCUUUAGGGUUGGUAGCAAGGUCAGAGUUUACAGAUGGGAAGCUGAAUUGAAAUCUUGGAAUUCUUUGGGAGACGAGUUCCCAUUCACACACUACCCAGUUGCAAUGUCUCCUGAAGGCAAGGAACUUGCAAUUAGUUCGCCUGAAGAUCGCAAUGGUGGAGUCACCGCUGUUUAUGCACUUCCUGGAAAAAAGGAGUGCCCCACUGGCAUGUCACUCCUACGCCUUUCACUGACCCUUGAUUCUUUCCCUGCAGAGGUGGCUUGGAAUCUUGUUAAUAACAGAACAGGGGAAAUCCUGUUUGAACAAGACUCUUAUCCACAAGAGUACAAAUUCGCAACAAUCUUGGAGGAGACCUGUGUCCCAGCUGAUUCUUGCUAUACCUUCACAAUAGAGCAGUUUGGAAGCUGUGCAUCUUGCCCCGCAGGUACAGAGCUGUUUAGCAUGAUGAUAUUAACAUGUGGACCCAUGGAGUGGGCACUGUUGAAGUUGAUUGAGCAGGGGGUCAACAAAUCAGUGCUUCAUGAGGACAACAACUUUGACAAGGUUUCCAAUCAAACUGUGUAUCCACCUCGCUCUGAUGAUGAUUUUCUGCUAUCGGAGAGUGACUGCAAGAUUAUCCCAGAUUCUCAUGAUGCAUGCCUGGACCCAGCAGAGUGCUAUGAGUUGCAGGUCUCUUCCAACAAAGUGAAGAACAGAGCAUACGUGGAAAUAGUGUUUGGGGAGCAGAGAGUCAAUACUAUACCUGAAACAGCUUGUGAGGGGCAGACCUUUUUUGUGGGAAGGGAGGACAAAUGCUUGCAGGAAGAGGACUGA